Messenger RNA from Rotaria socialis, 438 nucleotides. Lineage: Eukaryota; Metazoa; Rotifera; Eurotatoria; Philodinida; Philodinidae. The record is from the annotation of a GenBank genome assembly.
AUGGAAUCAGAGAAGAAACGCAAAAAUAUUGAUGAUCCAGUUGAUAUUCGUUCAAAAUUUUUAAAAGUAGACAAGCCAAAAAUUGACACUCAACCUGUUUCAAACCUACCAAAAGUUGUUCAUUUACGUCGUUUAAAAGGAAAAAUUGUACAAGAUUGUGAUAUUUAUAUUGGCCGUGCUUGCAAUAUGGGUGGUUGGCGUUUGAGUGAAAGCAAAUGGCAUAAUCCAUAUUCUGUUAAACAAUAUGGACGAGACGGUGCCUUAGAUCGUUAUAGAAAAUAUAUUGAAUCGAAUGAAAAUAAUCUACUCAAUGAUCUACAUGAACUAGCCGGGAAAAGAUUAGGAUGUUGGUGUACACCGAACCGUUGUCAUGGAGAUAUUCUUCGCGAACUUUUCAAGAAAGAAGUUCACCAAUCGAUCAAACCAUCGGGUAAUUAA